Messenger RNA from Harmonia axyridis, 3236 nucleotides. RefSeq names its product S-adenosylmethionine decarboxylase proenzyme. The transcript has 7 exons. Gene Ontology annotation, cellular component: cytosol. The coding region runs from base 89 to 1174 and encodes 361 amino acids. The record is from RefSeq and is a predicted model, not a curated record. Gene Ontology annotation, molecular function: adenosylmethionine decarboxylase activity. NCBI's taxonomy places the organism in Eukaryota, Metazoa, Arthropoda, Insecta, Coleoptera, Coccinellidae. Gene Ontology annotation, biological process: spermine biosynthetic process; spermidine biosynthetic process.
CGCAAGGCGUCUGGCGAACACGGCCUGCUGGGUUAGUUAUAACUUGACGCACGCACAAUAGCACUCAAAUCAGUGUCAGAGCGCGCGGAUGUUUGUCAACUGCAGAUCGCAGCAAACCGAGAGAAUAGCUCACGCAGCACGUAGAAGAAGUUACAGUAUGAGUGACCCCGUCCAGUUUUUCGAGGGGGUGGAGAAGCUUCUGGAGAUAUGGUUCGCUACCGGUGACAACGGUAACCUAUCUCCGGAUUUGAGGAAAAUACCCAGAAAGGAGCUGGAGAUGCUGUUGAAGAUCGUUAGAUGCGAAAUAAUCAGUUUUACCAGAAACGAACAGAUCGAUGCCUAUGUACUGAGUGAAAGUUCCAUGUUCAUUUCGAAGAGACGUUUCAUCUUGAAGACUUGCGGUACUACAACUCCUCUCUUGUGUCUAGAGCAUCUCCUUCUGCUAGCAGAACAAUACGCAGGAUUCACAGAGGUAGAGGACGUAUUUUAUUCAAGGAGAAACUACAAGAGACCAGACCUACAGAUGACACCUCAUAAGCAUUUCGAUCAAGAGGUGAGAUUGUUGGACUCCAUAUUCCAAGAUGGAGCAGCUUAUUGUUUGGGAGCAGUCAAUAGAGACUGUUGGUAUCUAUACACCUUGAACUCGCCGGUCAAGAUGUCAAAGAGGAGUCCUAUCACUGCUGAAGAACAGGACCAAACGUUGGAGAUAUUGAUGACAGAUUUGGACUCUGAGGUGAUGUCAAUAUUCACAAAGGAGGAGUGUUUGAAUGCAACAGAAGCUACAAAGAAAUCAGGAAUUGAUAAGAUCAUACCCAAUAUGGUUAUAGAUGACUUCCUUUUCGAUCCUUGUGGCUAUUCUAUGAAUGGAAUAAACAAAAACGGAUGCUACAUGACGAUUCACGUUACCCCUGAACCAGAAUGCUCCUACGUCAGUUUCGAAACAAAUGUACCAGCAGAUUCCUACAAAGAAAUUAUCGGAAAAGUUUUGAACACUUUCCAGCCAGGCAAAUUCAUGAUAACUUGUUUCACCAGCGAGACCUCCAACCCAAAAGAGACCACUCGAGAGAUGAGGCAGCUCACACAACUUGGUGAAUACGAGAGGCAAGACCUUCAGACUUGCCACUUCAAGAACUACGAUCUCGUCUACGCCUUCUUCUGCCGUUUCCCCAGCUGAGGGUUUCAGGAAAGGCUGCGUGAAAACGUAGCUGUACCCGCACCCCCCACUACCUAUUCCUCCACCCAUAUCCCCAACGUCCCAUCUACCUCUCUUCCCCCCUCUCCCAUAAAAUGUAUACCAUGCCUGAAAAAAUCCCAGUCAGUAUUCAUACUACAGAAUUAUCAAAAUACGCAACCGUAUUCUUUUUACCAGUCGCAAAAUCUCAAAAAGGUGCUCUCAGGUGUUCUGAAGAGUCACAAGUCCCUUAAGUAUGAUUUUUACCAUCUAACAUUAUUAUCCGAAAAACUAUUGAAGAAUAUGUUGGAUUCGUUGUUGAAAUACAAAACCGAACUUCAGAAUUCGAAAUUUGUGAUAAGCAGGGAGUGUUCAAAAUUUUUUUAUAAUUUACACAGAAAAUUGUCCGAUAUUAUAAUUAUGGCUGAGGACAUAUUGAAUAUUCAGUACAAGUAUUUCUCGAAGAAAAGGUUUGAGCGCACAUUUGAGAGAUGUUUAACCAGUAUUACCUACGAAGAGAACUUUUUAUUUAUGUUAUUCUCUAUGCUUUUUGUUUUAUGUUCCAUUGUUUUCAUUCAUACAGAAUUUGUAUCUUUGCUGCUACUUUUCGUGUGGUGGAGAAAUAAGAUUUCGUGAGAAUUACUAUAAACCUUCGGGUACAGUAGAACAUAGUGAUAUUGCGCACUCUUCUACCUAUGAGGGUUGAAGGAGUCAUAUAAAUUUGAUAAUUCGUUGUAUACACCGGAAGUGCAUAUUUUAUUUAGGUACAAACAAAAUUUGAUUUUUUCUAAAAAAAAUAUUCACAUUUAUCCAAUCAAAUGAAAAUUUAUGGGGGAAUAUUUUGUUUGAUACAUAUGAUAUAUUUGUUGUUUGUAAAUUUGUUUAACUUUUAGCAUUCUAUUUUAUUGUUUUAUUAUUGUGUUCGAGUUUAUAGUAAUGUGUUUGAUAUGGUAUUUUUCCGAUGUAUGCAUCAACUAUUUUCAUGAAGAACGGCCAUAAUCACUAUGUAUCACUGUUUAGAAGGUUUAAGUGCUGAACAGAACUCGUGUCAUAAUAUAUUUUCUUCAGAGAGAAGCGUACGAGAUGUUUCGAAUUUUUUUUCUGCAUUUAAAAAGAAGCAAGGUUGCCAUGGUCCACUGAAUUGUAUAUUAAACCUUGAAGUCAAAAAGUUAGGUUUAUUGAUUUCCGAUGUUUCUCAUCCCAUGGUGUUCUAUGUACCUUGUUCUAGAGUUUCGGAGACCAGAGUUUUAGAUGUGGGUGAACACAAGUAACCUUUGAUAAAUCUUUACUGGUUUCAAUAGAGGUUCGUUCGAUGUACUGAUUCGAAAUACGAUAAAUACCAAAUACCUAGGAAUUUUGUCACUGGAAAGGUGGAUCUACCAUACUAAAUCAUAUUCCUUUCAAAUAAAGAAUUUCUGAAAAUAAAGCUACGGUAACAAAACUUUGUAACAAAGCAUUUGCACUUAUAUGCCUCAGAUCAAUUGCAAUGCCAAAAUCAUCAAGUCCCCCCAACUAGCGAACAACUACUUUCAAUUCCAAAAUAAUUUUAAUUAUUCUACAAUGUGAAGUUCACUCUAUUUCUUUUCAUCCCUUUCCAGAUGACUUAAGUCCUCCAAACUGUCAAUCACAAGUUUCGAAUUCUUUCAAAUGUUACUUGAACAUAUCAAUCUAUAUCCUUGUUGUCACAAGAACAUAGCAGUAGAUCGCUUAAAACCUUAGUUUUUAAAAUUAAUUGAAUCUUGUACUUCCUUAUUCCCACCAAAUAGAUGAAAUGUUUAAUUGUUGAAAUUGUUAAAUGUUAGUUGUGAUUGAUAUAGUUUGUAUGAAACGAUUAUAAAUCGAUAUCAAUUACGAAUUACAUAAAAAUUGUGAUACGAUAUAUUUAAGAAACCUAUAACGGUAUUUCUUCACAGAUAUUCUAAUUAAAAGGAUUCCUCUACCUUCGAAUUAUUCUUAUAGAUGCUAUGCUUAUUGAAAUUAAGAGUAGAAAUUAGUUUCUUAAUGAAUAUCUAAUAAUGUUGAUGUUAUAAAGAAAUGGAAAUUAAAUAAAGUUACAAGUAGACAA